Heterostelium album PN500 is the source of this 426-nucleotide messenger RNA. RefSeq lists its product as uncharacterized. NCBI's taxonomy places the organism in Eukaryota, Evosea, Eumycetozoa, Acytosteliales, Acytosteliaceae. Bases 1 to 426 code for a protein of 141 amino acids. The transcript is spliced from 2 exons. The record is from RefSeq and is a predicted model, not a curated record.
AUGUUUAAACAAUUAUUAACAGUUAUUUUUGUUUUGACUGUGAUCGUUAUGACAUCAACAGCAGAAUCUAUCGAGCUCUGUGGUGUAUGCGAAAAUAAAAAACUUCAAUCAUGUUCCUCUAAUGCUGGCUCAACAAAAUGUGUAACAAUACCUCUUCAAAAAUGCUUUACUUUCGAUGAUAUAUGUACAGGUGAACCAUAUGGAAAAGCAUACUAUAUUAAAUCGAUUGCAAGAGGUGAAGUCGAUGGUUUGGAAUAUCCAUCUGUUGCUACUUGUAAAGAUGAAGCAAUGGGUAUUUCCAUUACUCAAGAUUGUGAUACUUGUGCAUCCGGUACUACUCUAAAAUGUAACUCCGGUAAUUCUGCAUAUACCAUACAGAUAUUCUCAAUUGCUAUCAUUUCAACGCUAGCAAUAUUAUCAAUUUAA